Phascolarctos cinereus (koala) is the source of this 3519-nucleotide messenger RNA. RefSeq names its product coiled-coil domain containing 71 (gene CCDC71). Lineage: Eukaryota; Metazoa; Chordata; Mammalia; Diprotodontia; Phascolarctidae. The record is from RefSeq and is a predicted model, not a curated record.
CCUCAGCGGGGCGGCCAUGUUGGAGCGGCGGAGGCGGCGCAGAGGCUGGUCCCGGGUCCCCGCGGCGGCGGCCGGUGUCAAGCACUGGUUUGUGGGCCCUGGACAGCUCUUCACAGCCUAAUGCCAUGAAUGUGGAGGUGGAUAAUGUGGAGGAGAAAGCUGUCCAUUCAUGGUCCAGAAUCUCCUCUGCAGGACAGAAAGCCUUGGAGGAAGCACUCCUGGUCUUCAACCCCAUGUCCAAGGACCUCAGUGACACGGAGGCCCAACUUGUGGCCUUUCUCCAAGGUCUCCGGGAGGAGGGCUACCAGCCUACUAUCCUUCGGAGCAAGGAUGUGUAUGGCUAUAGCUCCUGCACAGCCGAUCCCCCCAGCCAAACCAAACACCACGUUGGCCCUGCUGCUCAGGCCAAACCGCUGCCCUCGGACGUUCCCAAAGCCACUUCCAGGAGCCUGCUGGCUGUCCCAGGGACCAUCCUGGGGAGGUCUUCUAAGGUCUCUAGUUCCCCAAUAAUCAAAACCAGCUCCACCAACCUUUUGUUGAACUCCCUGAAACAGUCAGGCUCAGGCAGUGGCAAGAACUCAUCUGUGGGCUUCCCUACCCACAUGUACCCUGGGGUAUACCCGGCUAUGCGGCUCUCUGUUGUUCUGGAAGCCUUGGUCCCUUUAAAGGCUACAGCAUCCUGUUUAAACUCCAAGUACAAGCCUCUGGGGAUCUCACAUUCAGACCUUAAGCUGCUGAAGGGCUCAGGGAGAUCCCGGCAAUCAGCUCCCAACAAAACCACUAAUAAAGGGCACCGGUGUUUGAUCCGGAAGGCACCAGACCGGGCUGCCCUCUCAAAGGGUGGACGACGGGGCCCCAGUGGUGGCGUCCUUCGAGAGAGCAACGCCUGCAAAGCUUCAGGCAUUCUAAAUGGUAGGCGUCGAAAGAAGGGGACCCAGACGAAGACUUCUAAGAGCGGGGCCAGGACUGCCUGUAGGGGUGGCAGAGGCAGCCAUCCAGAAGCCACAGGGCCAAAGAGGAAAAGGUCAGAGGAGGCUAAAGAAACCCCAGCAAAGAAGAAGAGCAAGUUGGGGCCUGGACUAAGCAAAGCUAGGCUAGUGCCAAGCUCACCAAACCUCCUGAAGUUCCGGGUCAUCAAAGUGAAUAAACGAUUCUCUGAUGAGGAGGUGCGGCAGAGAGCACAGAAGAUCCUGAGAGUCAAUUUGUCUCCAGUGAUCCGGAUCCAGCCACUGCCCCAUUCUGUCUCCUGAUUGACUCAAGGUCCAGUUCAGGGCCCAUUUCCCUCUGACCCAGCCAGUCCAUACACCACUGCCCCUCUUCCCCCCCAACUCAUCCACCCUCCCCUGUGGGAAGGGGGAGUGAGAAACUUUGAUUCUCCUUCUGGUGGCUGGAGCAGCAUGGGUGUUGGGUGACAAUGUGUUAGCUGAUACCUGCGGACUCUGGGCAGCUUGCUCCUCCUGUUUCAGGCUUUCUGGCUAGCAGGCCUCUGGGACUGCCUGCCCGGCUCUGAGCCACGUUCAGAAAUGCAGGGAGAUGCCUCCCCCGUCCUAAGGGAGAGAGCAGGGUCUAACUACCCACUCUCAAAGAGCCACUUAUGGCUUCACCCCAACAGACCUUCCCCAAACCCUUGGGGGAGGCGGUUUUGUCAUGACGUGAUGCACUGUGAUUUGUUAUUUUCCAAGCUCUAUGUUUACUGAUUUCAUUUUGAUCAAGUUUUAUAUCUUUAUAUGCCCCCAUUCCCCUACCCCAACCCAGUGUCUGCCUCCUCCAUCAGGGUCAGAAUUGGGGUCUCCUCCCUCUUUUCAGAAUGCAUUUACAACUUCUCUUGUUUUGGGUCCACUUCAUGCUUCCAGGAAAGUUGCCACUGAAGGAGUAGAGAGUGGAUUGGUUUCAGUAACAGGUUAAUUGACAGCCCCUGGCACUUUUCCUUCUAAACUAGUGCCAGGGGGCAGGCCUGCAGCCGGCCUACCUAGAUGACCAUCCCCUUAAGUCCAUUGAUCUCGGUAAGGCAUCUCCUCAGUGCUGUUGGAAGUGCGGCAGAGGGAGCCAGUGUAUAAGCUGGCAGGUAAUAUAGUGUUUGUGAUUUGUUUUGGCUUCCUCUGGGUGGUUAUAGAAGUCUCUGCUUUCUUGGAGUUUGCUUCUGUGGGUAAAUCUGGGCAGAGGCUGGCUCACUCACCCAUCCUGAGACAGCCUGGGCUUGGGCCUCGUGAGUAAAAAGGAGAGAGUCAGAUGACUAGGCUCUUCUUUCUGCAAGAUCAUGGGGGAGCCUGCCAGGUGAGUAUAGAAUUGUGACCGUAGAGCUGAUAAUCUAGGCCAAGAGAGGAAAAGAGGAUUUUUUUUUUUGGCCUACUUCUUCCCAGGGGGACAGAACCAGACAGUGACUCCUUGUCUCCCAUCCUUGCACACCAUGAGUCUAUGGGCAACCAUCCAGAGCCUCAAGGCCUUUCCUCAGGGCUGCUGUUUCCCUCCUGGCUGCUACUUUCCCCCCAGGGCCUUAUCUCUAAAUCCCUGCAGCUAGACCUUGAGGAAUUGUGGCUGUCUAGCCCCAGCCUUUCUUCCCCUCUUUCCCUUCAUCCUUCCCCAGAAUCUGGUCCCCCCUCCCUUCCUUUCCACCAGUCAUACUCUAGGGUCUUGGCUCUGGGAGUAUGUGUGGAGGGAGGGGGAAUGGGGAGAGAGAUGUUUAGUCUCUUCCCACUUGGAACAAAGGGAUGAUUGGAAGUAGGAAUGGCCUGGAGCACCAAUGGUCAUUGUGUCUCAGGACCAAGACUUUGAGGCCUUAAUCCACCUUAGACCCCAUUGUGGGCCUGUGGAACAGAGCUGGAAGCGAUGGAGCCAGGUUAAGCCAUGCCCCUUCCCCAUCAGGGGAGUACUCUGUUUCCGGGUUGGCCCCCAGUGCCAGUCAGGCAACGGCAGCUGCAAAGAGCGCCUCUGUGGAUGGGUUGAUACAGGUUUGGGGCCUGUGGGUGAAGUUCUCCACUAUCCUCACUUUCAUAGAAGUUGGGGAGGAUGAGGUAAUGACUGAAAGGCUUGGUCACCUCCAUGGCAGUGGAAAGUAUUUCCCAACUGGACCCCGGACUCUCAGAUGGGGGGCUGAGCUGGCACUCCCCCCCUCAGAUUUGAAUCCAAACAGUGUCCCCUUCCCCCUUCAUCCUGCCCUCAAGUCAUCCACCCUCCCCUUGUGGGUCCCUCAGAGUCCAUAGUGGCAGUGGUGGAUGCGGAGCCUAGGAGGCAGGUCACCAUUCCUUCCCUGGUUGGUGUCCUUUGUGACUUUGGGAAACUCGAGGACCAGACCCUCAUCCCUGCUGCGUGUUCAUUGGUUUGUUUGUGACGUCUCCACGGAUGCGGAUCUGUGAUGUUUGGUAUGCAGCUGUGGCCUGUGAAGAGUGCAACUGACUUCAGGGGAAAGCCCUCAGGCCUCUGGGGUCUGAGGUGUUGCCUGCAUUUAAGUUAAAUGGGAAUUAUUGACCACUUGCAGGCCACUUGUUCUGCUGUCCUCAGUAAAUGGUGCUUCAUCCUCUG